CCCGCAGCGUGACGUGCAUCAGCUGACUGCAGUCAACAGAGGAAGAAGAAGAAGAAGAAGAGGACUCCGUCGACCUUCAGCUCGUGAAUCUGUCGCGUGUCUCUGUGUUUUGAGCCAACAUGGCGAGCCAGUCCCAGGGCAUCCAGCAGCUGCUGCAGGCCGAGAAGAGAGCCGCGGAGAAGGUGGCCGAGGCCCGCAAACGUAAGAACCGUCGUCUGAAGCAGGCUAAAGAAGAGGCCCAGGCUGAGAUCGAGCAGUACCGUCUGCAGAGAGAGAAGGAGUUCAAGACCAAAGAGGCUGCAGCCCUUGGUUCCCACGGCAACAGCGCGGUGGAGGUGGACCGCGACACGGUGGAGCGCAUGAGUCACAUCCAGGCCAGUUACCGCGGCAACCGGGAGGCCGUGCUGGGAGAGCUGCUGCGCCGCGUCUGUGACAUCAAGCCCGAGUUCCACGCCAACUACCGCGUGGCGGGAUAAAAUGGUGGUGGGGGGCACGAGCCCUCAGAGAGGUGGGGGGGCGGGGCUAACACAGGACGUUAGCAUCAUUAGCUUCGUUAGCUUCAAUCACAGCCAAAAACCUUUUUUUUUUAAGUUUAUCUGGGAAAAAAGGUGUUUUAUUUUGAAGGAUUGAAGCUCGUCACUUCCUGUUCUAAGCUCCGAAAAACACACGUUCCUAAAUGUUGUUACUGUGUUGAUGUUUACGAAGUAUUUAUAUUAAUAAAUUAAAUCUUAAGAGUUAAUUUCUUAAAAUCUUUCCUGAAUCUAACAAAAUAAAAGUCUCUGAAGCUUCGAAGAGAAAAUCAGCCAAUCAGGAUCCAGCUUCUAGUAAAAUUAAAGAAUAAAAGAAUCUAACUGAAGCUGAUUGGUUGUUGUUCUCUGAACUCUCCUCCAAUCAGGAGCCACAGUUUGUCUCUGUUCUUGCCUGAUUGGCUGAGGAAGUCCCGAGGCUUUUAUUGUGAAACUCCUGUGCGUUUCUGCAGUUUUUUGAUUGUUUUCUGUGUGUGACCAUGUGACUUCCUGUUGACGUUUGUGAAGUGAUGAUGAAAUAAUAAACUGAGUGUUGAUUGGCUGAAA
This is a messenger RNA of Perca fluviatilis (European perch), 1073 nucleotides long. RefSeq names its product ATPase H+ transporting V1 subunit G1 (gene atp6v1g1). Gene Ontology annotation, biological process: proton transmembrane transport. The transcript is spliced from 3 exons. Bases 120 to 476 code for a protein of 118 amino acids. Gene Ontology annotation, cellular component: vacuolar proton-transporting V-type ATPase complex. The record is from RefSeq and is a predicted model, not a curated record. Lineage: Eukaryota; Metazoa; Chordata; Actinopteri; Perciformes; Percidae. Gene Ontology annotation, molecular function: proton-transporting ATPase activity, rotational mechanism.